UUUCAUCGGCAGUCUAUCUCCAGAACACAGAAGCAAUAGUACUGCGUUGCGCCACCGGCUCAAGGCGCUGGCGUUCUUCGUCUUUUGUUUUGAUAGAUAUCUAAAUUAGGAAUAUUUUUGGAAAUCAUACAUCCUAAAGGACCUACAAUAUUGGUCGUAACAUUUUAUGAGAUAUUGGGUAUGACAUAUUUGUUGUUCUCGAGAGCAAUGUUCCGAGAUAUUACUAAAUAGGACGGAUAAAAAAGAUAAAAAAAAAAAAAGUGAUCGCUGUAGUCUACAACAUCGUGUUACACCAAGUUAUCGGAGCAGUGUCAAGAUGGCAGGGUCGUGGCAGGUAGUGUUCUUCGUACUUGUCUUAACAUGUGACUGUGCAACGAUUAGAAAUGUGCUUGCAUUAGAGCCUAAGGAGACUCUUACCCGAACCAGGAUCAAGAGUGAAGCACAAAACUGCCAUGUGUUAGAGGUGAAAGAUAGGACAGGCCAUCAUAAUAUAUUAGAUACCAAAACUGCGGAGACUUCAUUCAUUUUCUAUAUACUACCUCAGCCAGGCUUCAACGGCUUGGUGUUUCGGGCGAAGGUGAACAACAAAAUUAGUCCUGGAUCUUGGAAAUACUUUAAAGAAAGUCUCUUUGUAAGCAGCUCUCGAAUGGAAAUAGACUGGACUCAUCCGAUGUGGAUUCCUGUCGAGAUUAAUUACUUCAAAACAGAGGUUUCAUUCGGACCAGACCGACACGCACUAAAGGUGAAGGUGGGCAAAAGUGUAGAUAAAAACCUCAUCACUCGCUGGUGGAGAACUCACAGCUAUGAAGGAUUCGCUGUUGAGGCCGAGGGACCCGUAAAGAUCCUCUUUAAUUGCAAUCCGUCGAGUGCCAAGGCUGAAUCUGUUAUCGACACUGAAGGGCAGGCUCAUACUGUUCUGAUAGCUUCGCUGUGCGGCUGCUUCCUGCUGGUGGUGGGGUCCGCAACUCUUUACUUUCUCAUUAUGAGACGCUCUCCUCUAUUGCAAGACUACCCGGGCAACACGCCAACGUCUCUCACACUACUUCGAGGACGCCCAACCAGGAAGAAUGAAAGCAGUGAAAAUAUCUACGAGUCUAUACAAGAAAGCACUUUGAAAAAUCUUCGUCAAAACCUGACUGCAGGCAAACUUUCCUCCAGCCCGAGGGACCCGUGCAGCACGACAACUACAAUGGACCGAUGCAGCGGAGGUUUAGCUGAACGUAAUGACAGCAUGAAAGUUUCAUUGGACUCCAUUGCUCAAAUGCCGGAUACCGCUCAAGACGCGCUGACUUUCUCUCUUCUGGAAGAAAAGGAAGCGUUGCGGGAUUAUUUUGGUCUUGACUCUCCAGUCGAGAGUCACUACGUAGAAAUGCAUGGCAUCGUCAGCCGCACCUCCAGCCUCAGCAAAUAGCUAUCCUUCCAUAACUGUUUGCCAGAGAACAUGAAUGUGUAGCGAGUACUAUAUGCACCAUGGAGAGCUUGUCUCUCAAAUAUGAACAACCUGCGAGGCAGGAGGCUGCUCACACUUGUUGUGGUCUUCUCCAUGUACAGUAUACUGAGGAAGUAUACUUUGUUACUAUUGUUUUGUUUGGUGAGGUAAUUAUGGUGAUAAUACUCAACUGUUUCACGCUGACUUCAGCAACAAAAGUGCCCCAUUGACUCGUAUAGCGAGUAUUUAUAUCUACUGCCAUUGUAUUCUGUCAGGUAAAAAUAAUAGUUUUGAGGGGCAUUUGACAUGAUUUUUGCGUAUCUAAUGCAAGGUUUGCAUAAUCAUUGCCUUGUCGUAAAUAUGCUUGUUAUUU
This is a messenger RNA of Portunus trituberculatus (swimming crab), 1802 nucleotides long. RefSeq lists its product as uncharacterized. The coding region runs from base 317 to 1411 and encodes 364 amino acids. The transcript has 2 exons. The record is from RefSeq and is a predicted model, not a curated record. Lineage: Eukaryota; Metazoa; Arthropoda; Malacostraca; Decapoda; Portunidae.